CGCCGCCACAUGAGCCUGCAGGACCUCGCCAUCUGCACAGAGAAGUGCCAGGAGCUGCUAGCCGUGGGGCUCAUAUGCCCAUCCACGUCCGACUACACAGCAGCGACCUUCGUGGCGGCCAGGACAGACCUGGCACGGGAGGUACUCUCGUGCCGCAUGUGCGUAGACUACCGGGGCCUGAACAAGGUGACAGCAGCAGACAAGUACCCGAAACCCAUAGCAGAUGAGACAUUCAAACAGCUGCACAGUGCCCACAUCUUCUUAACGUUGGGCCUCAGGCAGGGCUUCAACCAGAUGCCAAUAGCCGAGGAGGAAAAAAAUAAAAUUGUGUUUUAUGGGGCCGAUGGCUUGUACGAGUGGAACCACAUGCCAUUUGGCGUGAGGAACACUUCCGCAUUUUUUCUAAGGACAAUGGAUGCGGCUCUAAAAGAGGUGCCGGCAGCAGCGUGCUACAUCGACGGCGUGAUCGUCUUCAGUGAAGAUGAAGAGGCGAAUCUAAGCGACGCGGUAGGGAACUUCAGGGUCUAUCUGCAGGGAAGCCCCUUCACUCUGGAGACAGAUCACCAGCCCCUACUAUGGCUAAUGCAGAACCAGGCACUCACGAGAAUGAAUGCACGGUGGGCAAUGAAGCUACAGGAAUACAAGUUCCACAUCAAGCAUCGGCCGGGCAAGAUGAUGCAGCACGUGGACGGGCUGUCGAGGAACGCGCCGACAGCACGACCGUCCGUGGGCCUCAUACUGCUGGCGAACGAGGCGGAAGGGCAAGGACUGAGCAGUGAGGAGCACCAGCGUGGGGCAGUGGAUGUGUGGGAAGAUGCCUAAUUCCUGAGGUGGAUUAAGGGAGACAC
Messenger RNA from Closterium sp. NIES-67, 848 nucleotides. The record is from the annotation of a GenBank genome assembly. NCBI's taxonomy places the organism in Eukaryota, Viridiplantae, Streptophyta, Zygnematophyceae, Desmidiales, Closteriaceae.